Molecule: messenger RNA, 2888 nt
Organism: Asterias rubens (European starfish)
Lineage: Eukaryota; Metazoa; Echinodermata; Asteroidea; Forcipulatida; Asteriidae
Product: kidney mitochondrial carrier protein 1-like
Exons: 8
Coding region: 677-1564 (295 amino acids)
Biological process (GO): transmembrane transport
Source: RefSeq, a predicted model, not a curated record
AUGCAUGGUGUGUAAUUAUGGAUGGAUGUGGAUGCCAAAAGGCCAUCCACACAGUACACACACAACCGGACCGGCGCCUGUCUGUCAUAAUAGCUAUGUCUAAAGCUACUUGUUUUGUACGUACUGUAAAAAUACAAUAAAAUGUAAAAGGCUAAUUUAAUAAGUUAACACAGUGACAGAAAACUCCCACAACGCACAUGAUCUUCAAAUCAAAAUGACGACAGAUAUGAGAUAAAUAAUGCAACAUUACGAUUCGCGAAUCGUGAGUUUCGUGGUCAACAUUUCUUCUACGUUUUCUCAUCUCCAUCAAUCAAUCAAAUCGUGAUCAUGAACACCCAGCAGUCGAACCUUGGAUUUGAAAGAUACAUGAAUCGGCUUUAGACACUCAACAGAAUCCCGCCAACAGAGGGCUGCCAUGAAUCCGCAGCAAGGCUGAACAAACACAGAACACCUCUGAGAAUCAGCAAACUUGGUUGCUGUUUUGUCAUUGUGCCAACAUUAUAUUGAACCUCGAGAUUCUGAAUCCCAGGUUGGACUACAGAGUCGGUGGGCGUUGGAUCAUUCCGAUCACUGACACUCUUAGCUCAGUGGAACGUACCCUGAGUGAUUCAAAGAGCUUUGUUUCCCUCACAGAGACCCCUUUUUCCGUCGAGGGUAGCCGGCAAAGAAGGAAACAAUGAUUGCAGGGGAUUGGAGACCGUUUGUCUAUGGAGGCAUCGGUUCUGUUACUGCUGAGUUUGGUACCUUCCCCAUCGAUUUGACCAAGACUCGACUGCAGGUUCAAGGUCAACAGACGGGAAGCUACAAGGAGCUCAAGUACCGAGGGAUGACCCACGCACUGGUCAAGAUCUCAAAGGAGGAAGGCGUAAAGGCCCUCUACUCUGGAAUCAGACCGGCCAUCCUACGCCAGGCGUCGUACGGCACAAUUAAAAUGGGCUGCUACCACUCCUUUAAGAGACUCCUGGUGGAGAACCCCGAAAACGAGACACUACUCGUCAACGUGGUGUGCGGCGUAACGGCUGGUGUGCUGGCGUCAUCUAUCGCAAACCCCACCGACGUGCUGAAGGUACGGAUGCAGGCGCAGGGCGCCAGUUUUGCCAACACCAGCGGCAUGAUGAGCUCCUUUGUGAACAUCUUUCAGGAGGAAGGAACCCGGGGAUUAUGGCGGGGUGUGGUCCCCACAGCGCAGAGAGCAGCCGUCGUCUGUGGUGUAGAACUCCCGGUCUACGAUUGGUUCAAAAAGUGGAUCAUUGACAAUAAUUGGCUGGGAGACACCAUGUCAACUCACUUCAUUGCCAGCUUUGUCGCUGGCUUUGCUGGAGCUGUUGCGUCAACGCCCAUCGAUGUCGUCAAGACACGACUAAUGAACCAAAGAAACCUACGAGGUUGCUCCAGUAAAGCUCAACACAUCUACAAGAACUCAUUAGACUGUCUGGUCAAGACGUUCAAGUACGAGGGAUUCUUCGCUCUGUAUAAAGGCUUCAUACCAACAUGGGUGAGACUUGGACCUUGGAAUAUUAUUUUUUUUAUUACAUACGAGCAGAUGAAGAAGCUUCCGUUAUGAUGCGGUCACAUCCUGUCAAGCGAGGGCCUGCCUUGAGGGUGCACAAACAAAAAUGAAAUCUUGCCUUGAAGUAGAGUGCGUGGAAGUCUACAACACUGCAACUCCUACCUGCAGAGAACAACUCUUAUGUUAGGGAAAACAGAUUGAUCAACAUAUUUUUUUACCAAAAACAAAAAAUCAGGUUUUGAUGGGAGAAAUUGUUUAGGUUCUGAUUAGGACCAGAUAUGAGGUGGAAUCUUUGUCAAGUUUAAAAAACAUUGGCGAGUAUUCAGGAGUUCAGGGAGUUCAGAGGUCACAAGACAGAGUAGCACAAGCAAAGAAUUGGCGCUUACAGAUCAGGGACAUCGAUGAGAGAAAUGUAUAGGUUCUGAUAACUAGACAGGAUAUGAAGUGGAUCUUUGUCAAGUUUGGAAAACAUUGGCGAGUGAUAAGGAAUCUAGGAAUUCAAAGGUCACAGGAGGGAGUAGGGUCUAGUGUCAUGGCUCUGUCUACCGCUAAGCGAAGAAUUGGCGCUUACAGAAGCAGGGACAUCAGUCUGGGCGACCAGUCAACUAGUGUCAAAAGUCAUAACUAUUAAACAUGUUAAAUGCCAUGUCUAGUCGAGACUGCUGCUUCCUGGUCAACCACGCUGCAAUGAUCACUGAAAAGUGGUUGCGACUAAGCAUCAAGGAAAUGAAUUGGUUCUUUAGAAGCAGGGUCAUUGGCUCUUGCCUCUUAAGCGUAUUGGUGUGUAAUGCAGGUAACAGAACCCAGUGCACUUAUCGUAAAGAGACCGGGUUCACUUCGUGAUCCUGGUUUGAUCGGCUGCAAAUUAUACAAAUAUUGACUGCUUCGAGUGCUAUGGUUAAAACAACGACACCCGAGGUGAUCCCCGAGCAGUCUAUUUUCCCGAGGCGUAGCCGAGUGGAAAUGGAACGGUGCGAGGAUCACCGAGGGAGUCGUUGUUUUAACCAUAGCACGAGUUAAAGCAGUCAAUAUUUGUUACACGUAUGCACAACUGAUUGGGUUGGAGGUGGUUAAAAAGACGUCUGGGUACUGCACGUCGCCGGACUACCACACGGCAAAGGUCGCAUUAUCAGAACGGCAAACGAUCUCACGGCCGCCGUCUAGUAAAAGUGAGACAUAACAUGUGAUGCGAUCUUAACCAAUGAACGGGCAGAAACCACAGCACCUUGUAAACCAUUACAUGGUGCUACAUGGAUUAGGUCUUGUACUUGCAAAACAGUGCUCUGCUUACCUUGCAUGAAUAAUACUGAAUAUUGAAAGGCCUUAAAGGAACACGUUGCCUUGGAUCCGACGAGUACAAUACAAUGAUCCACACAAA